This is a messenger RNA of Xyrichtys novacula (pearly razorfish), 15035 nucleotides long. The record is from the annotation of a GenBank genome assembly. NCBI's taxonomy places the organism in Eukaryota, Metazoa, Chordata, Actinopteri, Labriformes, Labridae.
GUGUACGUGUGUUUCAGCAGUAAUUGGAUGAGUAUCUUCUAUGUGUGGGCUCAUGCGGUGUGUAUAUCAUGGUUGUGCGUUUGUCCAUUUUGCCUAGGUAUGUGUGACAGCAUAACUGUAUUUGUGUGUAUGCGUGUGUGUGUAUGAAAGAGAGAGAGAGAAAGGGAGAGAGAGAAAGAGAAAGAGAGAGAGAGUGUGUGUGUGUGUGUGUUUGCAGAUGAGAGAGACAGAUAGGAAGAACUGUGUGACACGCUGAAAAUGUGAUCGGGGAAAUUAUCAGACGAGCAUGAGACAGUGAAGAGUGAAAAAGCUUAAAAACACAGAGGGAAAAGAUGAAGACAAUAAGAAGAACAACCAGGACCCAAAAACAUGAGCAACAGAGGACCUACAUAUGUGAGAAGGAAAUCGGGCGCCUAUGACUGGUAAAAAAAAGAUAGAAAAACCCACAAAACAUCUACAGAGUAUUUGUCUCUUGAGUUCAUCUCUGCUCGUCCUUCGUUCUUUCUCUUUCUGACUCACUCACUCAUUGUCCUAUUUAAAGCAGAAUGUGGUUUUGAGUUAGAAAGAAAGAAAAACCUACAUAGACUUAGCAGCAUAUCGCAUCUACAUCUAUAUGAUGCCUUGAAAUGUUGUUUUUAUCUGAAAGGGAUGAGAAUAAAGUAAGUUUGUGAACCAGGCUUGUGGAAAAAGCAAAGCUAACGUAGCUUCGUGUUUUCUAGCAUGGUUGGUUUCUCUUUUGCUAAUUUCCCGCAGUUUUACUUCAGCUUAUGUGUUUAAUAACUUACGGCUGACUUUAUUACUGACCUGACUUUUUGUGUUUGAGGAUAUUAGAAACAAAUGGCAUCUGGGAACACAAGGGUUAAGAGGCGAAAGGAUCGUAACCUUUUUGUGGCAAUGAAACCAGAAACUUUCAAUAUGUGUAGAGUACAAAAUUAGCUAUCCGUGUCCUAAUGAUGGACUCCGUAACUUUGAUUCAUAUGUUCAAGCAUAGUAAAAUCACCUCUGUGAGCUAGAUACCACAGAGGCAACACAUCUGGUAACAGUUUUCUAGCUUUGAGCUAAAGUUUCACAUUUUGUCAUCGAACUUCUUUUACAAAAGUGUUUGAUAUUUUCUUCACUCAUGCUAACAGUUUGUCUCCUUCUGUUCCAGGCACUCUAGUCGUACUCGGAAAGCUGUUAUGGACAACUAUUCCUCAACCCAACCUUUCCACAACCACCACCACCAUUUUCACCCAGCCUUACCCAGCCUUCAGAGCCCUGAUGUGGGAUAUCUACCCUCUCAACAUACCCUGGAUGUUCCUUUGUCACAAUAUGGAAGUACAUGUAGAGACGAAGAACCCAAAACCUCUUUUGCGACUUCUUCUGGUGGAAAAAGGGGGAGCAGCAGCAGCAGUGAUGAAAGAAGCUUACUGAAUGCAAGCGGGGGUACUUUGGAUGGGCAUGCUAACUUGAGAGGGCAUUUCAAUGACGAGAGUGUAAGAGGAAACCAUUUUGCGAAUGAUGGUUUCUAUCCCUUGAAUUGUAGCGCAGAAGAAAACAUAGCAAACUAUAGUGGCUUCGGUAGCUGUGGAGCCAAGUUUGAGACCGUUUACAACAGAGAAGACAGCGUUAGCUGUUUUAUCAAGCAAACUUCCUACAACAAAAGUGCAACUGGGAGCUUAAAUGAUGGAUGUGGAAGUUACUGUAGGACUGAUUCAAUGCUAAAUAAUGAUUAUCUAGAUAAAGACAGGGAUUAUGGGUCCAGCUGUGGCUCAGGUGAAGAUCAACAACAAGCAGCAGAGGAUGAAGGACCUUGGUUAAGUGUCUCUCCUUCAGAUCAGACCGGAAGGUGGAGAGGAGCAGCAGCAGCAGACGCCAUCACUUCCCACUGCCCACCUGAAAGAUCAGCUGUCAACAUGAGCAGCGGGAUACACAUUCAGAAACUGGACUCUUUCUCUGAGGCCUUUCUCUCCCAGCGAAAGAGAAGUUUCCCCGUUAUCCUCGGCGGGGACUCCUCUCAGCAGAUUUGGCACUCUGGAGAAAGACAAGGCGAAAGACACAGCUGUGCUUUUGAUUCAGACUCGUACCCACCCCCCUCUUCUUCCUCGUCACCCCCAGCUCACCUCUCUCUUCCAUCUUUCCCCUCUCCUCCUACAUCUUCUCACCUCAUGUCAUCCGUUCUUAGCCCCCCUCCUACACCUCUACCUCCGCCUUCCCUUUCCCCCUUGAAAAUGGACUCUCCAGUUACAUUCGGAGGCACCGGACAUUCACUGUCCCAGAUGGGAGAACCACUUGGACCGCUACAGAUUUUUGCUUCCCGAAUCCAGUCUCUACCAUCCGUCCAUUCUCCUGGGAUGAUAUGGAAGUUUGCUUUGCCGUCACGCUGCUUUAAACAGUCAUAUGGGGACCUGAACAAUAUGGAAGGAACCUUGAGAUCAUCUCAUGGCCGAGACUACAGCAACAUCACAGGUUAGCUAAAUGUACACUUUUCUGAGAGAUAGUGAAGGAUUUUAUAAUUUUAAAAGAAGUGAUAUAAAGGGUUAAUAAUUUGAUUGAAGAUGACCAAAGAGUUUUGUAAUUCUUUCAAAAGAGAAAAAGGAAGCACAUUGUACAAUCACAUGAUGAAGAAGAUUGUAAAUGAACUUUAUUUUCCCUCUACAAACACUCAUUGGUUUAUGACCACAUGUAAAUUUACGGGACAUGUGGGUUUUUCUGAGUGAGCUUUUGACAUCUGCAAUUUCCUUCAUGCAAAUAACACUGUACUUUUCACACUUUGAACCAACUCUAAUGGCGGAAAAAUGUGUAGCAAACAGAUUCAAAAUGACUCUCAAACUUACUACACUCUCUGAUUCCUGCAGGCUCCAACAACAUACCCCAGUCUCCAGAUUCAUCAGUCCCCUCUUCCUCCUCAGGCCGGUCACCCCUCCACCCAGUCAAAACUCUCUGUCCCGCUAACGCAGCAUCCCCCAUUUCCUCCCCCCAUGCUGCCUCUCAUUCAUCUCAUAGUACUCGCCAACAUUACGAGGGAGCUGAAAUGUUAACCUUCCACGUGUCGGACCAGAAAAUAAAGAAUGGACUGACUAGUGUCAAGCAAUCACAGGUAGGAAAAUGCUGCUUCCUCUAUUUUUUUGUCACUGCAGGAUACAAUUUCAAUUUUAUCUCAGAAAAUAAGCUGCUUCCUCUCAUAUUUCCUCUUUUUGAAUUGAUGUCAAUGUUAAUGUCAGCUUUAUUUUUAUUGCACAUUUAAAACAGCCAGUGGCCUACAAACGUGUUUUACAGUAAAAUAGGCAGGACCAAUAAAAAACAAGAAAAGCAUUAUAUAAAAACGUAAAACAACAAUAUACAUAAAUAACAAAUAAAAAAAAGACCCAAUAAAAGUAACUAUACUACCCCAAAGGCUUAAGUGAACAGGUGCGUCUUUAGAAGUGUUUUAAAAGUGGAAAGUCCCCCCUUACGACAAAUUACUAUGAGUGCCAAGUUUCUUAAAGAAGAACCUUGGCAAUCAUUAGCCUGCUAGGUGCGCAGCCUUCUCUAGCUAGCAUGCUGUAAUUUUAGCCUUGCCUGAAUUUUAAAUGCUGUUGAAAAAAAUUUCUUUGACUGCUUUUUGUUUGUUUGUUUACUCUGCUUAACAAUUCUGAUGACUAAGCUAGUUUUGGUGCAAGCUAGCAAGACGCUAAUUCAUUAGAAAACAGUAAAAAGAGAACAGAGAAAAAAAAGUAUGUAAAUAUGGGAAUUUCUUGCUUUUCAUGGAUAAUAGGAUGAUUUAGAGUUUUGAUGGAGGAAAUUAAAAUCAAUAUGAAGAUUAUUGGGUCUUAAACAGUUUUCUGUCUUUUAGCAUUCUUAUGCUGUUUCCUCUCAUAUUUACUCUUUCUGAAUUCAUGACAAAUUACUAUGAGUGCCAAUUUUAUUAAAGAAGAACUUUGGCACUUAUUAGCCUGCCAGGUGCAUAGCCUUCUCUAGCUAGCAUGCUGUAAUUUUAGCCAUGCCUGAUUUUCAAAUACUGUUGAAAAAAAAAUUCUUUGACUGCUUUUCGCAUGUUUGUUUACUCUGCUUAACAAUUCCAAUGACUUAGCUAGUUUUGGUGCAAGGUAGCAAGACGCUAAUUCAUUAGAAAACAGAGCAAAAAAGAAAGAACAGAGGAAAAAAAAAGGUAUAUAAAAAUCAGAAUUUCUUGUUUUCCACGGAUAGGAGGAUAAUUUAUGGUGAUGAUGAAGGACAUUAAAAUCUAUAAAAAGUUUAUUGGGUCUUAAACAGUUUUCUGUCUUUUAGCAUUCUUAUGCUGUUUCCUCUCACAUUUCCUCUUUCUGAAUUCAUGACAAAUUUCUAUGAGUGCCAAGUUUCUUAAAGAAGAACUUGGCACUUAUUAGCCUGCUAGGUGCAUAGCCUUCUCUAGCUAGCAUGCUGUAAUUUUAGCCGUGCAUGAAUUUCAAAUACUGUUGAAAAAAAAAUUCUUUGACUGCUUUUCGCAUGUUUGUUUACUCUGCUUAACAAUUCCAAUGACUUAGCUAGUUUUGGUGCAAGGUAGCAAGACGCUAAUUCAUUAGAAAACAGAAUAAAAGGGGGGGGGGGGGGGGGUAGUUAAAGGUGCUGUGAGGAACUUUUAGUCUCUGUUGACUUUGGCGCCCCCUGUGGACAAACUGGUAACUCCUGUUAUUGAGGAUUUUAUCUGAAAGCGUUAACUGACCAAAAAAAACACCCUUUUAUUGUCUUUUUACAAUUAAAUAUAUGACCCAUCUUGAAUAUUUUGCUAUUGUAAUGUAACUACAGCUGUUUUUUUAGCGUACCUAUCCCCUUACAGCACUUAUAAGCAUUAAAAAUGACACCAUAGACAUUGUCAAUUUUUUCAUCAUUGGUCCCAUUAGCUUUUGUACAUCAUAGAGUUGCAUUACUGUUCAUUUAAGCCCAUUUCAAUAGUUAAAAACUCCUCACAGGAGCUUUAAAUAGGGUAAUUUCUUAUUUCCCUCAGAUAGAAGGAUAAUUUUGAGUUUUGAUAGAGGAAAUUAAAAUCAGUACGGACAUUUUUGGAUCUUAAACAAUUUUCUGUCUUUUAGCUUUCUCAGUAAAAGUCAGGAAGAGCUUUUAUCUCAGUAGAUUUUUCAUUUAGUGUCAAUAAGAAGUACCCCAGUUUUACUCAGGAGUAAUUUCAAAUUCAACAUGAAAACUUUAACCUCAACAUUAAAACAUGAUAACAGCCCACAUUUUUAGUGUGGUGUUGCCAGGUUUGUGCAUUGACGUCACUCCUCUAUCAGCAAAACAACAUGAGACUGAGGAGCCAGAAGGAAACACUCACCACAGCGGGGGAAGCUGCGCAGAAGUAGUGGGCGAACACAUACAUUGUUGUUUGUCAAGAAGUUACACUCGUCUCAACUGCGUUGCUGCUUCUUUAACCACAGAUUGAGUUCAGGGGUUUUAUUUUUAGACAUGUUAGAGGGGUUCAGUGUGUAAAUGACACAGAUUUAGGGUUUUUUUCACCCAGACUGAAUAUGUCAGGAACAAAAAUCUGUUUUAGGUUAAUUAAUAGUUCAAUUGAAAAAGCACACUUUUUUAGCUACCUGUGCAGAUGCUUUCAAACCCUCAAAAAGAUUUAGGUAAAUUCAUGAUAAUAUAAUACUAAAAUGUACACAUUAUAUUUUGUAAUUCUAGAUAUGGUUUUGACUGUGUUUAUUCUGAAAAAGAGGACACGACAACACUGUAAAGACUCUUUUUUUGUGUGUUUUUACAGCAACAAGCCCCCAAAACCUACACUGGGACCCCAUUUUCCAGUAUCCUUCAAUCCAGCAGGGGUCAGAAGAGGGGCCCGUACACUCCACGACCCCAACUCAAUCCUGUACGCACAGGAAGGGGCCUGUACUCCUGCAUCUCUUCUCUCCAUCACAGAGAAGAGAAAACAGCAUGGAAAGAGGAGAACAAUGAUUGUGGUGUUUUACCGUAAGUAGAAAGUUUCUCUUUGUAAUUUAAUUUUGUGUCUGUGAGGAAUAUUAAAAGGACAAAAGCUCUUAAAACCAGUUCAUAAUGUGUCAGUUCAGUCAUAUCAAAGUUAUUUGUAGAUAUGAAUUUUUUCCAUUUUUCUUCUUAACUUGCAGGCACAUCAAUAUUGGUCAAGAUUUCCAGGCAGAACUUCCUCCAUGUUUGGAUGGCCAUGAAUCACCAGAAGAGGAAUCUUCAAGGGAGCAGCUGCUCUGGAAACCAUGGGGCAGGCUGGAGGAGAGUCCUGACAUCCAACACCAAGGUACAUUUCAUAAUAAGCUGGCCAACAAUACUCAGUGCACAUUUAACAUCACGAAAUUAACCUAUAAUAAUCAGUUUCAUUGACUUGAAAAAAAAUCUGCUUAUGUUUUGUGUAUAUGUAGUGGAGAGGCUGUUGUCUGUGUGCAGUUCUAGCUGCUUACCAGGAGGGGGCAAUAACACAGAGCUGGCUCUGCACUGUCUGCACCACUGUCAGGGCGAUGUAAAGGUAAGCUGUGACGAGUAAUAUUAAUGCUGCCUUUCUUUAUGUAUUUUUAAUCAAUCUUUUUUCAUCAUGCGUUCAUCCCUCUCACCAUUCCUUUCAUCCACAUGACUUACUUGCAUGCACCGUGACUCAACUCCUCAUUAUCUUUGUCAUUUCUUUCCUUUUUUUUCUUUCUUCCUCUUUUUCUUUUUUGUCUGUUUUUUUUUAGAUCACUCAUAGUCAGUUAAUUCUCUUCUUCAGUACCAUUGCAUGCCUCAUCUACCUGUUCUCUACCUCCUCCGUCCCUCUCUUCUGUCCAGGCCACGCUGGAGAUGCUGCUGUUCUCCCAGCUAAUACCAACAGAGGACUACCACUACUCUGGUAACCUUUGACCUUUGACCUCACGCCAGAAAGUGAAGUCUUAUGUAAUGUACUGUAUAUGUUACAUUAAGUGAAAUCUGGUGUUUCUUAGCAACAGUCUGCAACCUACUGAACGGUUGUCAUUGUAUGAGUCAGCAAGGUUCCCACUGUAUGUACAAUAGUAUCCUUUGUUGAGGCCUAAAGCUCCAGCCACUUUAACCCCCCCAACACACACACACACGCGCACACACACACACACGCACACACACACUCCUAGAUUCUCUUUCUUUCUCACAUUCUCUGCCUCUCAGUUUCAUUUUGAGUCAUUAAAUCCACGUGAAGCUCAGAGCAGGCUAUGUUCUGUCCAUUGAGGUAUGUGUAUUUUUGGAUACUGUUGCUGUAUGACUGUGCCUGACUUUGCAUUGCAGGACAGCUGGUGCUGGUUUUAUUCUUUCUCAUCUUCUACUGUCCCCCCUUUCUCUGCAGGUAGUGAUUCGUGGACAGACAGUGAGAAGAAUAUCUUCAGUGCAGCGCUGGAAACUCAUGGAAAAGACUUCUCAUGCAUUCACAAACUGGUACUACGAUUAUUCAUACAUUGCUUGUUCUUUGUGCUGCAUUCUUUGAGCGAUUAGUCUACCCUUGUUUUCCUUUUCUAAUCUGUCUUUGCUCCAGCAUUCAAGUGACACCAAAUUAAUCUACUGGAAAUGCACAAAUAUUCCAGCACAUCACAUAUAAGGGGCGUAGUAUUUUACCUCAGGUGUUGUGUAUUAUCCUUACAUGCACCUUCGCUUUUUGUUGACUCUGCAUACACUCAAUGUGAGCGUAUUGACACAUCUAAAAGCAAAGACAUAAAUGUGUUUUAUCUUGGGUAAAUACACUUUCUUGCAGCCACUCUCAUCUACUUUAGCAAGCACAGAUGGUGACCUUCCUCUUUCAUUACAGUCACCAGAAGUGGCAUUUACUCCACAUCUUCCUCUGCAGUCUAUAAUUGUAGCGGCUGUAUCGUCAAAGUGCAAGUAAACGCCUUCAGAUUUAAUGGUAAAGCUGAUUAGAUUUGGAGGAUAGCUGUGUUUAAGUGCAACUGCAUGUCUUAAACUGAUGUUAGGGUUGAGGUUAAAACACUCUCGGGUUGACUCUUGAAUGCUAACUUUUCACUUGAAGGAUCUGAGGAGGUGCCAGUUUUUGGGAGAAAUCUUGAAUGUAAACACUAACCCUGCCACCAGUUUUCCCUCCUCUCCUCUCCUGCUCUUCCCCAACAAGCCCCGCCCACAAACAGACACUCGUCCUCGCUUGUAUCGUUUAAAUAAAAUUCAGAUAUAAUGCAGAUAAAUAUUUCAGAUAAUUACAAAUGGGGCCCAGUCAACGUGAAAAUAAAAAGCACUGGUGCUACUGUAGAUGCCAACAGACUACCAGCAAACACAAUGUUUUCAGGACUUCUACAAUUAGGAUAAAGUGACAUAGUCCAGGACCCGAGGAUUCAGACAUUCUUCUGUAGUUUCUGGUUGGUUUCGACUGUCCGAUAGUCGCACGCUAACUUUGUUUGGGCUCGUAAACGAUAUGGAGAAGCAGCGCCUGCCUCACAGCCAAUCAGCACUAAGGAGCAGUGUUCGCCUCACAACCAAUCAGGUUGGGGGAGGCAGAGAAUGGCUUUGUUUACAGUCAGAAAGAGCGGGCCACUCAAAAAAUUUGAAAUGUUGACUACACAGACAUAACAAAACACACCAACAUCGUGAUAUUCCCAAAUGUCAUCAAUAACUAACAGCUAUUAACUGAUAUUAAAAGCUUUUUGGAACAUACAUCACAAAAAAAAGAUGCUUCUUUAACAGAAUCCUGCCUACCCCACCUUUAAGUGUUUGUGUUUGGAUAUGUCCACACACAGGUGAAGACGAAGACUGUGUUCCAGUGUGUUGAGUUCUACUACCUGAGCAAGAAGCUCCUCGACAAGCAGAGGAAACAGAAAGAGGAGGAGAUCAGAAACGAGGCGGAGCAGCAGAAAAGUGUAAGAAACGCCAAAAUAUCAGAUUCAGAGUGAGAGUUAAAAUCUUUUUCUCCUGUGGUAAAAUGUCCCGGCUUUACUAAGAAGUCAUGAGGUUUGCUUAAGUGUGUCUCUGACCAUCCUUUUGAUAUCAUUCUUGCUCUUCCUGUUAUUAUCACUCUCCUGUAGACCAACAUACAAUGAGAACGUGAGCUCUUGCAGUAUUUGUGUUGUUGUCUGCACUGAGUUAAAUAGUUAUCCAAUGUGGAAUGCAGCUUAACAAGUUGCGCACCACAAAGAGGCUUACCAUUGGUCCUGCUUUCGUAGAUAACGCCCAUCUGUCAGCCAGUGGACAGACAGUUUGGUUUGAAGGAGGCAGUUCCUGCGCCCUCAUUGGCCAGCUUCUUUCCCUGCAAGCUGUGUGGCAAGUGAGUACAACCAGUCUCAUAAACUAAGAGUGGCUUCAGGGCAAACAAACAGAUGGUUUAGAUUUCCAUGUCUCUAUCUUUGUUCCAGGAUGUUCUACAAAAUCAAGUCCCGCAACGCUCACAUGAAGAUCCACAGGCAGCCUCAGGAAGACUGGACCGACAGGCAGCUUCAGCAACAGAUCCUCACCCAGCAUUUGGUCCUUGGUCGUCCCAACAACCUCAUGCACACCCUGGGGAGUGAUCUACUCCAGUCUCAGGCUCCAGCUCUGGCCUUUGACCCCUCUGGCCUUCCUGGAGCGUCUAACAACAGCAACACUGCAGACAAUGUCCCCAACUCUUCACUUGACAGCAGCGCCAUCUCUCUCAGCAAUGCUAGUAUGCUAAAUCCACGCACUUUGAUAACAUACAGCAAUAUUCCUGCUCCAAACGCUCAUGUGAUCACAAAUACUGAUGACAGUGACUCACAUCAAAGACAGCCUGCCUCUGUCUUACCUUUCCAACAGUCAUGGGGUUCAUACGGACACAGCACUAACUCUGCUACCUUUUACAACAGCACAGAAGGGAAGGAAAGUGUAGAUGCUGUGAAAGUGGAGGGGAAACAGCCCAUUAACUGGCAGUAGUGUUGAACUCUCAGUGAGCUACAGCUAAGGUCAGAGACUUUUAGAAGCUUGUUCUGUAAUUCAAACUAAGUUCCUGUUCAAACUUCAGCUUUUUAUAAACUUAUUUUUGUAUGAAAGUGUAUUUUUGUACCACUCCAAUUUCAUAAGAGAUAGCAGACUGUGUAAAAUGUUCUCAAAACCAGAUUUAGAUAGUUUACAAAUUAUUUAAACCCAACAUUUGACUGAAAAUAGUGCAAAGAUGAACAUAAAAAUGUUACUAUUAUUUGGAUAACAUGCUAGAAAUACAUUUUAAAACAGAUGGAGCGUUGUCUACUGACAACACUCUGCAGAUGUUUGGGAACCAGAAAAAACAGUUUCUGGGUUUUUUAUCAGGGAAACAUGGAGUCCUGUUGGUGCCUGGAUUUUGUACUCAACACUUUAGAAUCUACUUUAUCAAACUUUUUGUGUCAUAAUGCUCCAAAUGCUUGUAAUAAGUGACAGCUUUGGACUGCAGGCAGGCCAAAGUAGCACCUGGACACCUCUACUACAGAGCCAUGCUGUUAUGAUGCAUGAAAAAUGUUGGCAUGAUCUGCAUGGCAGCAUACGUUUCUCCAGCAAACUUUUUAGCAUGAAUGGUACUCUUACAGAUGUUUCAGCCUAAAUACCGAUGCUAUUGGCUCUUAUUCAUCUCCAUGCCAUCAGAGAUCCUGGUUUUGAGGUGUGGACUGAUAAAAAUUUGAAUGGUCCCUGAAGUCUUUAGAGCAGAAGAUAAGACAUUCAUGAUUUCCAAAAUAAAUGCAAAUUAUUUUUUUCAUCUGACCACAGGAAAGUUUCCCACUUCACUUCAGUCCAUCUGAGAUUAGGCCCAGAGAAGUUUGUGGUGUUUCUGGAUGGGUGCAGCUAUAAACUGAGUUUGCAGGCGAUGGUUUUGGGGAGUGAUUUUAGCCCAUGUAGUGAUUUCCACUCAAGAGUCAUAUCUGUUUUUAAUAGAAGGACACCUGUACAGUGAUUUCUCCUGAUUCAUAACCAAUUAUGUUACUGACCUGCUGCAAAUUAACCUUAUUAUUCAAGAGAUGUUUGUAUAGCAUUGCGAAACCUUGGAAGUGUUUUGUUGCUCCUGUCCCAACUGUUUUGAAACAUGUUGGUCUCAUCAAAUUUAGAAUGGCCAGAUUCGUAUUUUUUUUCAGUUUCAAUUAUUAGUUUGUUGUCUUUGCACUAUAUUUAAUUAGAUGUAGGCUUUAAAUGAUUUGCAGAUCAUAAGAUCUGCUUUUAUGAUAAUUGUAAUUUGAAGCUGUAUGCUUUGUAAAAUGUGAGCCAUUGUAAAUUGUAUACUUCAUUGUGUUGCAUAUUUAAUUGCAAUAUACAUUUGACUUCUGAAUUAAAGUUGUAGUUGAUGUUUCUGACAAUAGUCACACGUCUGUCUGUAAGUUCCUGCAGCGACAACAUCUUGACUGAACCUGGCCAGCUGUUUCUGCCUAAACAAAGGCAAACUAAGCUAAGCCAACCCAAACUAACUAUCUCUGUGAUUAUCAUAAAAUAGAUUACACUCAGAACUAUAAUCUGUGCCAAAAACAAUUUGGAUGCCUUCAGGUGUUUCAACUGUUUUUACAACAACCAACCAACCAACCAAAUGUUUGUCCAAAACCCCAAUUUGAAGUACUUGAAAAAAAUUGAAUGGAAACUGUUUGAUUGGUAAUAGUUGGCAACCCAAACUGGUGCAAAUCUAUGUAUUUUUGACAUUGUGCAGGAGUCAUGCAUGGGUCCCAGUUUAUAGCCAAGUCAAAAAAGGCUGGAUGUCCCUGUUUGCUUGAAUCUUGAAUUUUUAUUUGUAUACAAGUCUAUAUUUCUUCCUUUGGCAAAGAUAUAUUUCUUCAUUUGGGCCCUCACUUAGCCCCAGAAUAUUUCAGAAAUGGAUAUAUAUAUUUAAAUUUUUACAUUAUAAAGCAACAACUACUUUUACCUGCAGGAACACAAUUCAAAUACUAUAAAAUCUGGGAUAUGGAAGUUGCACUGGUGUGUAAAACACAGUCUGUUUUUUGGGUGUCUGAGAGAGAAAAAGAUUUAAACUGUGAUCCUGAGUAAAGGCUGACAUUUCGUCCCAUAACAUCCAGCCUAAGCAUAUGAAUAACUCUUUUUUUAUAUUAUUUAUUGCCAUCCUGCCAAGUAUCCAUAUGGUAGCUUAAGCACAGCCAUGGAUGGACUAUUAGUUUCUUUAAAUGGUAAUAAUCAAGGAGAAAAAAGCAUUAAAAAGAGGUCCCACUAGACUGGUCUACCUUGCUUUGUAUCCAGUGGUUGGUUGUUUUUCCAGCACCGUUGUCUGGGUAAAAUACUGGUUGCACAGGUGUAAGAGAGACGGCGUACUUUCUUGACAACUUAACUAUGUUUAAAUGUUUCUUAUGCACCAAAUUUUACAGCAUCAGGCUUUAACGCCAUUCCCAUCCCUUAUUUAGGAUUUUUGAGGGGCAGCUAAUCAAAUCUUGAAAGGGGGCCUAAGCCACCCCUGACUACCCCUCUAGACGCACCACUGUUCAUAGACAAAGAAUCAGGAACCUGACCUGCAUGAAGAUUUUGUGGGAUAGAAAACAGACUGAAUUUCCAGAGAAGCAACUUUUAAUUCAUGGAAAAAGAAUUGGAAAGGAAGUGUAUUUUUAGAGACACUUACACAUCUACCCAGACAGACACACACACAUACACACUUAGCUUGAUGACAGGUAUUAAUGUGACAACAUAAUGGGCUGGCACUGAUCCUAGCAGACCAUCUCACUUACUGUUGUCCCGUCUGUCCGGUCAAAUAGUGCCAAAAAAGUGACCUGUUGAUGGUUAACAACAGGGACGCUGUGUUUGUAUGUGUUCUUGUCACCAAGUCCUCAAAGAUGCUUGAAAAGACUUUUUACGAACAUGUGUUUAAGUUGUGUGCACGCUAACUAUCCAAGCUAAAGUCAAAACCAUUAAAAAGAAACACGCAGGGACAGUCGUACUUCUGCCUAAAGCAGCAAAAUGCUACCUUUAGAUCAGUGUCCUUGAGGAGGUAUUGGUUAAUUUUCUUACUAGAAACUAGAAAAUCCACUACUGAUUAGAUCAGUUAUUUACAUGUCUGUUUAGGGGCCAAGGUGCGUUCACAGUGCGGUGAGUAUUCUUUGGUGCCAUAUCGUCAUGAGUGUUACUGCCACCAUAAUACUGAUAAGAGUGUUUGUAAAGAUAUGUAAAGAGCAUGUAUGUCUGGUCAUGUUUAUAUAAGAAGCUACAUGCCCUUUGAGGUGUCCAAGAGUUAAAAAGUGUGAUAUAGCAUGGUUUGAUUAUCUGUGAAUGCAUAGGAAUUAGUUUUGCUUGAGUUAUUUUCUGUUUAUUUGCUGUUUAUCUCAGUGUGUGUUUCUAUAUUAAAUUGAGUAUUGCUUGUAAAUUGGUCCUACCCUAGUGCAAAAGUCCAACCUGUCUAGUACAGAUUAUCUGCCCCAUUUUCUUUGUUUUACAACUGUUUGUCUUCACCUCCCACUUAUGUAAUUAAGAUACUGAGCUGUUUUUGAUAAAUAAAUAUGCUGGAGCUCAGCCAUAUUGUCACAUGUUAAAUUACUAUUGAGGUGGUUUCUUUCUUCUAAAUUUUUUCUUAAUUAUAACAUUUAUUUAAGUUCUUAAAUAAAAUAUAACGAUCUUUAUUUUUAUAAGUGCAUUUUGCACUAUCUUUGUCUGUGAUGCUGCUGUGACAAAAAAAAAUUCUCCCAUGGGGGAUCAAAAAGGAAUAUUCUAUUCUAUUCUAGUCACACUGAUGUCCCAGUGAGCAGUAUUGAAUAAUAGUAAAAGCUUGUGCUUUUAUCAAAAAGUUUGAAUCAUGCUUUAAGCAGGGAGAAAUCAGAUCAGUAGUCCUUUUAGAGAUGGGGAGAGAGAGAGCACAAGCAUGUAGAAAAAGGGGGAGAGGGAGACUAGACCAAUGGGGUGAGGGUAAGAGGGAGAGAAUAAACAGAGGACUUACUGAGCAGUGGCCAUUCACCUAUUCAUGCGGAGCAGCACUUUGCCAGUUGACUGAGCUCUUGUGCUCACCAAAGCUCAUCCCCACGUCCACUCAUUUAUUUCCCGAAGAAGACGCUGUAAACAAAAGCGGCAGUUACAGGCAUGUGAUUUGUUGACAAUAAGUGUGCCAAUCAAGAUGAUUGAAAGAACAAAAAUUGAGUAAUAAAUACCUAAAAGUAUACCAGUGCCAAAAUUUUACAUCUAAAAAAUGUUGAAAAGUCACCCUUACAACAUUGUAGUAGUAAUCUGAUGAAAAAUAAAAAUAAAGAUAACAUACAUUUUUGGGGAAAGAAAAUAAAAACAAUUGGUUGUGCUAUGUCUUCAAAUGACUGAUGCCUGAAAAGUGCACAUUAAUUUUUUUUAUUGGUUUACUGCAGCGUUUGCACUUCAUUACUCAUUUUUUAAAAAGAAAGAAAGUCAUAAAUAAAGAUUUACCAACAUUCAGUAAAUGGUAAACAAGCUCACUAAGAUAUCAAGAAAAACCAUGGAGUGCUUAGCAAACUUAAGAUUUACAAAGCUAUUAAGAAAGGAAAAUUUCUCCUCAUAGGUGGCAUAAGAUGAUGAGAUAUGAUACCUCCCGAAAAGUGAAGCCAGAAGAUUCAGAGCUAACCGGCUGCAGUAAGGAUCAUUAACCACAUGCCCCUCGUUUUAACAGAUACUGCAAGAUUUAAACCAUUAACUGGUCAUGAAAAGCACCUGAAAAUGUCUUAUUUUCCUCCACUCACAUCAUAACUGGGGGAGCUCUCUUGCACCUCAGAUUAAAAUUGAUUGAUUUAAAUCCUUGAAUUGAUAAAGAUCCCUGAAAUUAGGAUAGUAGAAGACAGUGUGUUGCUUUUACGCAGACACAUAUGGCUGAAGAAAGUUCAGUGACUCCUGUGUUUUUAUGUUUUCUCUUGCUAUUAGUGCUGACUGAACACUGUGCACAUAUUUCUUAAAAAUUACUGUCAAAUUAUGUCAGACAUUUGGACUUGCCUUGACAGGAAAACCACAGAUGUGUCCUACGAAAUAAUGGGAGAGUAACAAAGCUGUUUACUCAACUCACAGAUAUCUCACGCCCCAUUGAAAACCCAAACUUUAAUCUGGAUCUGCCAUCACAAAGGAGUGUUUUUGCUCUCAUAAAGAACAAAACAUUGCUCAAAGUCUGUCAAAGUACAACAGUGUCUUUGCUGACCUUGCAAAAAUGGCAAAGUCUGACACAAUGAUUUACUCCCUUUUUACCUUUAAAGGGCUUGUAAAGGAAACUGUGUCUACCCUCCUCU